GCCGGUUUUUAUUUUUUUUAGUUUUUGCUUUUCAAAACGGAUAAUAUACAAAUUAAUUACAAGUUCGCGAACCUGAUAGUAACAUUACUGUGGCGAUUCUCAAGGUUUUUAAAGAAUAUUUUUGUAUACAGACAAUUUAAAGUAAUGCUUAUCCUCGGACUACAGUAAUCAAUUAAAAAAAUUGCUCAACAUAUUUUUCUGAUUUUUCGGUAGGCAUUAGUAAAAAUUUCAACGAAUUUUGUACGAGUUUUUUUCCGCUUGUGUUUACCAACCUAUAAUACAUACAUAGUUUUUAUUGUUGUUGUUAAUUUCGUUUAAACUCUACAAUGUCUAUGAACGAAUUGUCAUCACUGUGCUCGUCGUUCGACGAUACACAGUACGAAGAAGAAUUUCUAGCGUUCAAAGAACAAUUGUUGAAAGUGCAGGGUCUGGUCGACAAAUAUAAUAACAAGAGUAAGUAUACUCUAAUAUUAUAUGGGCGUACACAAUUUCAUUACCUACUUUGUGUUGUGUAAUUUUCGCAGUUAUCGAAAAAACGUUGUGCCAAGCAGAUCUUGUCGAAAUGAGUGAAUCGAUGAAAUACAUGACAGAACUCGAACAGCUAGUAACUAAGGAGAAAAUGAGUAUGUGUCCUUUUGUCUUUUUGAAUUGAACAACACUGAAUAACAUUGCAGUGCCAAACAGCAUACUAAGUGGUAAUAAUUUCCAGAAUCGAGUUACGUAUCGUAUAAAACAUUGUCUUUAAAAAUGAUUCAAGAAUCUUAUCGCAUUUGCAAUUGGCUGAUGGAAAAGCAUUGCGAUGAAAUGGAUAAUGUGUUCACUAUUGAUUCGUUUAUGGAUAAAGUUGUAUGAUAAUAUUAUUGUUUUGCUUUACUGUUAAAAAUAUUUUUCAACUACGAUGCAGCUAUUAUAAUGAUGUUUUUAUUUUUUAAGAUUGAAGCGACUCGCGGUAAAGAUCCCCUGGACCAUUUGAAGACUUUAUUCGCAGGCGUCUACAAGAAUACAAUGUACAUGAACAUCAAUUUUUGUGGCAAUAUUAAACCGGUGGGAACUGCUGUUGAUAAACCAGAAUUAGUUCAACCAAAAAAAGAAAUUAAAAGAUCACAAAAACGAGUGUUGGAAACUCAAGUUAUCCCUGACGAGGUGUCUAGAAAUAUUAUUACUUUAAUGAUAUUAAUUUGAGAGAAAUUAAAAUAUUUGCGUCAUUAUGAUGAAUUAUUUUUACUUUUUAAACAUAUAGGUUCAGGACGAUUCCGGUGAUAACGAAUUGCAAAUUACUUUAUUGAGAAUAACCAAAUGUUUAAAAUUUGCUGUAUCAAAUAAUGAAAAUCAACCAAUAUGUUUUUAUAAGUUUGCCAUUGACCCAUUCAGUCUGACAUAUACCGUAGAAAAUCUAUUUAAUUUGGCUUCGUUAGUUAAGGAUAAUCUCAUUAUAAUUGAUUCAGGUAACAGUAAAAUGGUUAUUAAAUUCAUUAUUUUUAAUUUAUGUCCGGGUUGCUACAGAUUUUAGAUUUUAAAAUUUCAUAAAUUUUUAUGUAAUUUUCGAUCAGAUAGUACAUAAUAUUAAAACUAUUUUUUAAUAUGACUUAUCCAUACGUCCUGUGUUUAAUAGUAAAUAUACAUUCUUUUAUAUUUUAUACAUCACUUUAGUUAAUUUUAACAAUUUUAUAUGUUUGGUACUAUACUCUGAGCCACGAGAGAAGUAAACCGUGGUCCUGCUAAAACACGUCCAAUAACGCGCAUGUAUACACAUCUUAGCACUCAACUGAAUGAAACAAAGUGGGGGAAACCGUACCUCUGAACAGUCAUUGUCCUCAGCUUAUAUGUGCAAAAUGGUUUACUUCUCUUGUGAGCCAGAGUAUAGGUAUAAAUGUUUUUUUUUUUUUUCAUUUUUCCUAUUCCUCUGACAAAUUUAAAAUUCCCUAAUAUUUUCAAGUAGCAACCCUGAUUUAAAUAUACAUUUCCAACAAAUAUUAUUAUUUCAAAUUUUUAGUUUAUAAAAAAAUAAUAAUACUUCAUUAAUCACACUAUUAAAACACUCAAUUAUGAUUUACCAUAGUAGUGUAACAUUUUGUUUUUUGGGCAGUUAUUGGCCAAAUAUUACUAUAAUGUUAUAUAAUAUUAUUUUUUGUGUUAAUUCAAUGUAUAUAUAUUUUUUUGUCUAUUUGUUAAAAAUAUAUUUUCUAUACAGACAAAAAUGGCCAUUUUACAACCAUAAUAGACAAUCAAAAGCCCGAAAAGGUCAAUAAAGAUAAUUUAGUAUCAACUUUAUUCAAAAUAAACCAUGAGUUGUGGCAGGUGAUUAUUUAUUAUAAAUUAAACGUUAACAGUAGUCAACUUUGCAUAUUUAAUGUAGAACUAUUGUAAGGAAAUUUAGAUUUUACAAACAUAAUUUAAUAAAAUUAUUAUUUUUUUUUUUCAGUAUUAUAUUAAAAAGUAUAACAUCACUGAAAGAAUGAUAGAACAAGACAGAGAGGAAUAAGUUAUACAGCUAUAAGUUUCUCCUUUUAUUUAAAUAUAAAAUGUUUAUACUUAUAUUAUCAUCUAUUAAAUUAUAAGUUCCUUUUGUUAAUAAAGAAAAUUGUGUAUGUAUUUGUAACCAACAUUUAAAUAAUUAUAUGUUUAAUACAUGAUAUGCCAUUGAUAAUAUAAGUUUUUAAGAACUGCCAUCAUUUUACAAUUUGCU
Cinara cedri is the source of this 2686-nucleotide messenger RNA. Lineage: Eukaryota; Metazoa; Arthropoda; Insecta; Hemiptera; Aphididae. The record is from the annotation of a GenBank genome assembly.